AUGCUGCAAGAGAAAAACAAAGAAAAAGAAGAGAUAUCUAUGCUUAUUAAAGAUCUCAACGAGAGACACAGAAAGAACAAAGCAAUAUCCGCCAAUCUCCAAUUUACAGCCUUGAACAACAAAGACGUAUUCGAUGAGCAAGUCCGGCUGGACCACAUUUUCACCGAGAAAAGAUCAAAAAGCAUGCUAAAAAAGGCCUGGGGCAAGGUGCAGGGCCUCUGGAAUGGAAAAUAA
Molecule: messenger RNA, 234 nt
Organism: Nematocida minor
Lineage: Eukaryota; Fungi; Microsporidia
Exons: 1
Coding region: 1-234 (77 amino acids)
Source: RefSeq, a predicted model, not a curated record